AUGACGGGGGAUCAAAGCCAGACCAAUGGAGCGCCAGCUUCCAAACCAGUCCUAUUUUUCGAUAUCGACAACUGUCUAUACCCUAGGAAAUCUCAAAUCCAGGACCUCAUGGCUGAGCUCAUUGAUAAGUUCUUCUCAAACCACCUCUCCCUCUCCUGGGACGAUGCUGUGAAGCUCCACAAGGAGUACUACACCAACUACGGCCUCGCCAUCGAAGGCUUGGUCCGCCACCACGAAAUUGACCCCCUGGAAUACAACUCCAAGGUCGACGACGCCCUGCCCCUGGAGGAUAUCCUGACGCCUGACCCAGAACUGCGCCAGCUGCUGCAGGACAUUGACCGUAGCAAGGUCUCUGUGCGCCUCCUCACCAACGCCUACAAGACGCAUGGCCAGCGCGUAGUGAAGCUCCUGGGCAUCGAGGACCAGUUCGAAGGUCUCACGUUCUGCGACUAUGCCGAGCAGCCGCUGACGUGCAAGCCUGCCAAGGCCAUGUACCUCAAGGCCAUGCAGCACGCAGGCGUUGAGAGGCCGGAGGACUGCUACUUUGUCGAUGACUCUUACCAGAACUGCAAGGCCGCGCAAGAAUAUGGCUGGACGGCAGCGCACCUGGUCGAAGAGGGCCUCUCCGUGCCGAGGACGCCGGCGUCGCAGUACCAGAUCCGUCACUUGCAAGAACUAAGGAACGUUUACCCCCAGUUCUUCAAGUCGGCCAGCUCCUAG
Molecule: messenger RNA, 720 nt
Organism: Verticillium alfalfae VaMs.102
Lineage: Eukaryota; Fungi; Ascomycota; Sordariomycetes; Glomerellales; Plectosphaerellaceae
Product: SSM1
Exons: 4
Coding region: 1-720 (239 amino acids)
Biological process (GO): nucleotide catabolic process; pyrimidine nucleobase metabolic process
Molecular function (GO): nucleotidase activity
Source: RefSeq, a predicted model, not a curated record